UUUAUUUAUUUUCAACCACCCUGUGUUUCAUUCCACUUCUUAUUCUGGAAAAUUAGAAGUUUAUUACUAAAUAAAACGUGUUUUACUUUUGUUUUUCCUUGCUUUUCUUAUUUCUUUUAAUUUGUAGCAAUGGUGGUUUCUAAAAGAUGUAAAGUUUGUGCAGCACUUGAAGCUGAAAAUAUUCCGAUAUCUGGGGAGUAUUUUGGUAAAUUACUUCCAGAAUUGAUAUUGAAAAUAUCCGGCAUAGAUUUGGACCCGCGUAAAAUAAAUGGUGUGCUCAUAUGUAAAUCUUGUGCGGUACAGUUGGUACACACUGAUUUGCUGGUUGAUAAAUUACGAAACACACUGCAGCGACUGAAGAAAUUGGUGAAGGAGACGAAACCCAAAACGUCAAGUGCUUCUCAAACUAAGGCCAAAAAUUCACCAACCAAUAAUGGCGAACAGGUAAACUUGAACAAAUCCGAAUUAAUAGAUUCUGUAACAAAUUUAGAUGAAUCAAAAACACAAGAUGAAGUUAAGCCAAAAACUCCCAAAAAAGUCGCAAGGCGUAAAUCCGUAUUUCCCGAUGACAAUCAGAUGAAUAACGAUAAUAUCGCUGAGGGGAAUGGAAAGACUCCUCCCUCGGACAAAUCUGAAAAAGGGGAAAGUGAUUCUGUAGCAAAUUUGAGCGAUUCAAAAAUACAAGAAAAAAUCAAACCUAAAACUCCCAAAAAAGUAGCAAGACGUAAAUCUGUAUAUCCCGAUGACAAACAUAUCAGUAAUGAUGAAGACACUAUAGAGAAUGCGAAGACUCCUAAUGAUAACUCAACAUUUACAAAGUUAAAGAAGAAAAUUGAUUGCAAUGCGGCAACCCCUUUGAAAAAGACACCCGAGAAGGCAGAAAAACGGAAGCUGGCCACAUCAACAAAAGAGAAUUCAAAUAAUACAAAUGGCAAUUUGGUCGAAUCCACACCAUUGAAACGUAAUAAAACAAAGUCAAUAUCUGUAAGCGAAGACUUUCCAAUGGAUUUAACUAUUGAUGAACAGGAUGGCAUCGCCUCAAACAAUGACACAAGCAUAAUUGAUGGUAAAGUGAAAGUUAUAAACUGCAGUAUUUGCGGUAAAGCAUUUCAACAAAAGAGCCAAUUGCGCGAACAUAUCGAGACAAGUCAUAUGGGAGAACGUCUAAAGGCAUGUCCGCAUUGUUCGUCCGAAUUUCGGUCGCAGCAAAAAUACGAGUCACAUAUAUUUAGUGAAAAGUGUAAGAAUACUAAUCAUGUUUGUCAGUACCCAAAAUGUAACAAACGUUUUAAAACAGUUCACAAAAUGGAACUGCACAUGCAUGAAAAGCAUUCAUCGCAGAAUGAAUCGGAGGCAGAAUAAUGCCCUCCUACUUUUAAGUUGUCGGAUAAAAAUUUAUUUUACUAUAUUAAGGAUUAAGUUUAAUAUUGAAUUUAAUAAAUUACAUACAAAGUUCUUUGUAUCGACAAAA
This is a messenger RNA of Lucilia sericata (common green bottle fly), 1471 nucleotides long. RefSeq names its product zinc finger E-box-binding homeobox 1-like. The coding region runs from base 130 to 1362 and encodes 410 amino acids. Gene Ontology annotation, molecular function: chromatin insulator sequence binding. The transcript has 2 exons. Gene Ontology annotation, cellular component: chromosome. Lineage: Eukaryota; Metazoa; Arthropoda; Insecta; Diptera; Calliphoridae. Gene Ontology annotation, biological process: regulation of transcription by RNA polymerase II. The record is from RefSeq and is a predicted model, not a curated record.